UUCCAUUUGCUGUCGAGUUGCUCUCCAAUUAUAUUUGCCGUAGUCUUUUGUUUUUCUUUUUUUCUUAAAAACAAUCAGUUGUUCGUAAAAAAAGAUUCAAAUUUGGAUAUUACGUAAAAUUGGUAAUUUAUUUUUUUAUUUUUUUCAUUUACCUUGAAAAAAUUGAAGAGUCUACAAUCUGCAUCUCUCCCGACGACGUUACCCACCAAUUGUUCAUUGUUCCUCUCCCCGACUCUGCCCAUGAAACGCCCCUGAUUCUCCCCGGAAUCUUUCUACCGUGACCGACCGUCCAAGCUUACUCCGGUUUUCUCCAAAGCCUCAAAUUCGCUCUCUAUAAUUGGAAAUAUUCUUAGGUUUAGACGAUGAUAAAACGACCCAGUAGUAAUUGCUCAAUCUGCGAGAAUACGAAUCGAGCUUCUAUCUGUAGCGCUUGCGUUAACCAUAGAUUGAUUGAGUUUAACACAUCGUUGAAGUCACUAAAGACUCGACGAGAUUCUUUGUAUUCAAAACUAAGUGAGCUAUUGGAAGCAAAGGGAAAAGCUGAUGCUCAGAAGAAGUGGAGACUCCUUCAAAACGACAAGCUUUCAAACUUGAAAAAUAUUAUUCAGCGCAAUAAAGAAGAUAUAACUCAAGGGAAGGCUAAGAUUGAAAGAGAAUCUCGUGAUCUCAAACUCAGAUAUGGGGUUCUUGAUUCUGCUCGCUCCACACUGGAGAAAAUUAGAGUUGAGCAAGUGGAGAAGUAUUUUCCUAAUCUAAUAUGCACUCAGAGCCUUGGCCAUAUGGCAAUUUCGUCUGAGCGGCUUCAUAAACAGUCAGUGGUUGUGAAGCAAAUAUGCAAACUGUUCCCUAUACGCCGAGCUAGUUUCGACGGAGACGUCGGAGAGUAUGAUCUCAUUUGCAAUUCACGUCUUCCCAAAGGUCUUGACCCUCACUCCAUCCCAUCUGAAGAGCUUGCUGCGUCGUUAGGGUUGAUGGUCCAGCUUCUGAACCUUGUUGCUCACAACUUAGCCGCUCCUGCACUCCACAGCUCAGGUUUUGCGGGCUCUUGCUCGCGAAUAUGGCAACGGAACUCCUAUUGGGACGCACGUCCUUGUACCCGAAGCAACGAGUAUCCUCUCUUCAUACCCCGCCAAAACUACUGUUCAACCAGCGUUGAAAACUCAUGGACAGAUAAGAACUCUAGCAAUUUUGGUGUUGCGUCCAUGGAAUCCGUUAGAAAAGAAGCACGUUUGGACUCUACAGGAAGCAACAACAGCUUUAAUUACUCCUCUGCUUCUCCUCAUUCGGUGGAGUCACACAGAGAUCUGCAGAAAGGGAUAGCUCUUCUUAAGAAAAGCGUUGCUUGCUUGACAGCUUAUUGUUACAAUUCUCUUCACCUCGAAGUACCUCCCGAGGCUUCUACUUUUGAAGCAUUUGCCAAGUUAUUGGCCACACUUUCGUCAUCAAAGGAAGUCCGGUCUGUUUUCUCGCUCAAAAUGGCUUCUUCAAGAUCAUGCAAGCAGGCUCAACAACUCAACAAAUCCAUUUGGAACGCUCACUCUGUCAUCUCAAGCUCCAUACUUGAAAGUGCCCAUCUUCCGAGGAACGCAAGUUAUAACCCUGCAACUGAAUCAUCAAAUAUUCGUAAGCACAACGAUAUGAACGGAUGGGAUUUGGUGGAGCAUCCAAAGUACCCUCCACCGCCAUCACAGUCCGAGGAUGUUGAACACUGGACUCGCGCUAUGUUUAUCGAUGCCAAGAAAAAAUGAAGGCUGAUUCUUGCUUGUUGAAUGAUGUGAAACCUUUGGUAUAUUUUGCCUUCGAAUGUACAGAAACACAGAUCACUGGUAGGAUUCUAUUUCGUCUUUCCGUUUGAGAACAGAACAAGAUUAAACUACGAAAAGUAUUCUGGUGUUAUUUUUAUUUUCAAAAAUUGCUUUUCCAUUCCUAUUUUAGUUUUCAAGUUUU
Molecule: messenger RNA, 1947 nt
Organism: Eruca vesicaria subsp. sativa (arugula)
Lineage: Eukaryota; Viridiplantae; Streptophyta; Magnoliopsida; Brassicales; Brassicaceae
Source: the annotation of a GenBank genome assembly